Didymosphaeria variabile is the source of this 2472-nucleotide messenger RNA. RefSeq names its product transport between ER and Golgi ATPase protein (gene SEC18). Gene Ontology annotation, cellular component: Golgi stack. Gene Ontology annotation, molecular function: ATP binding; ATP hydrolysis activity. Gene Ontology annotation, biological process: Golgi to plasma membrane protein transport; intra-Golgi vesicle-mediated transport; SNARE complex disassembly. The transcript has 4 exons. NCBI's taxonomy places the organism in Eukaryota, Fungi, Ascomycota, Dothideomycetes, Pleosporales, Didymosphaeriaceae. Bases 1 to 2472 code for a protein of 823 amino acids. The record is from RefSeq and is a predicted model, not a curated record.
AUGUUUAACCGGGACAGACUACCUGGCCUUCCGGGCAGCUCACCGCGUCCUCCACAGCGCAACGACGGCUACGGGCGACCACCGCAACAACAACAGCCUCCGCCACAGAGGUCACCGGGAUACGACUCAAUGAUGGGCGGAUACGAUCAGCCGCCACCUCCAGGUUACCCUGCCCAAGGCGGCCAACAGCGCAUGCCGGUGCGCGAGCCCCAACAGUCUGGACGAGCGCUCCAACUGCGUCCCAUCAAAAGCCCUGGGGGCAACGCUUAUGCUUUUGGCAAUUUGGUAGCCGUGUCCCCGCAGGACUUCCCACCCUCGCGCGAUGGGUCUGACAUCUACAUCAAAGUGAACCGCGACUACGUUCUCUCGGCGAGACCUACUGAAGGCUGCCGCCCCGGCGAGAUUGGCCUAACGGAUGCACAACGUACGUGGGCUGGCAUCUCGCUUGGUCCUCAGGAUGUUGUUACGGUCGAACACUACGAUGCUUUUAGCCAGGGCGGGCAGUCAUACCUUGGGAAUCUAGAGGUCGAGGUUGGCUUUGCUACAAGGAAGACCACAGAGGCACAAUAUGACCAGGAGGAGCUUGGAGCUAUCCUCAAGAAGAACUUCGAGAACCAAGUUCUUGCGCCCGGACAGCAAUUACUUAUGGAUGUCAAGAGUAUCGUUCUACGAAUGUCUAUACGGACCGUCCAACUCGUCGAUCUCUCAAUGGAAAAGGCAGAAUCUGCAUCCGGAGCUACUUUGACAGACCCUGGUGCUCGCGGAAUUCUGACGCGUCACACUCAAGUGGAUUUCUUCAAAGAUGCACGCACCGACAUCAAAAUCAAGGCCUCCAGCCGGCGUCCUGCUGCCAAUUCCAUCAUUCAGCCAGGGUUCAAGUUCGAGGACAUGGGUAUCGGUGGAUUGGACAACGAGUUCAGCGCUAUCUUCCGGAGAGCUUUCGCUUCGCGUAUCUUCCCCCCUGGUCUUGUUGAGAGGCUCGGUAUACAGCACGUCCGUGGUAUUCUUCUCUACGGUCCUCCAGGAACUGGUAAAACACUCAUAGCUCGGCAAAUUGGUAAGAUGUUGAACGCUAGGGAGCCAAAAGUCAUCAACGGUCCUGAAGUGCUCAACAAAUACGUCGGUCAAUCUGAAGAGAAUAUCCGGAAGAUGUUCGCCGACGCCGAGAAAGAGUAUAAAGAAAAGGGUGAUGAAAGUGGCCUGCAUAUCAUCAUCUUCGACGAGCUAGAUGCCGUCUGCAAGCAGAGAGGUUCUGGCACCGGUGGCACUGGCGUUGGUGACAGCGUUGUGAACCAGCUGCUUUCGAAGCUCGAUGGUGUUGAUCAGCUGAACAAUAUCUUGCUCAUCGGUAUGACCAACCGAAUGGACAUGAUCGACGAAGCUCUUCUUCGUCCUGGCCGUCUCGAAGUUCAUAUGGAGAUUUCGCUCCCAGAUGAAGCUGGUCGUGCACAGAUCCUCAAGAUACAUACUACCAAGAUGCGCAACAACAAUGUAAUCGAGAGUGACGUCAACGUUGAGGAAUUGGCGAAACUCACGAAGAACUUUUCGGGUGCGGAAAUCAACGGUCUGGUAAAGGCAGCCUCGUCAUAUGCGUUCAGUCGACACAUUAAGGUCGGCACAAUGGCGUCCAUUAACCCGGACGUGGAAAAUAUGAAGGUCAAUCGCGAAGACUUCCUACACGGUCUCGAAGAAGUGAAGCCUUUGUUUGGUGCUGCAGAGGAGGAGCUUGGGCAGCGGGUUCGCGGCGGAAUCAUCCACUUCUCCCCAUUCAUCAAUGAGAUACUGGACGAGGCUCGGCUUUUCAUCAACCAAGUCAGGAAAGGAUCGACUCCUGUACUCUCCGUUGCCCUGCAUGGGCCUCCCGGGAGUGGUAAAACGGCCCUUGCGGCGAAAAUGGCCAUGGACUCCGAGUUCCCGUUCAUCAAGCUUGUGUCACCAGAAGACAUGGUUGGGUUUAGCGAGAUGCAGAAGGUACAGCAGCUUGACAAGACGUUUCGAGAUGCAUACAAGAGUGCCCUGAGCAUCAUCGUGAUUGACAACAUUGAGCUGCUCGUUGAUUGGGUGCCUAUUGGACCUCGAUUUAGUAACAGUGUGUUGGUUGCGCUCAAGGUCCUGCUCGCGAAACAACCACCAAAGGACCGCCGCCUGUUGAUCUUCGCGACGACCACGGAACGUUCAGUGCUCACUCAGCUGGAUUUAUUCAGCCGUUUCGAUGCAGACAUUGCGGUACCCAACGUCAACUCGCAACCCGAGCUUGCGCAGGUGUUGCAACAGUCAGGCGCCUUUUCGGAACGUGACCAACAACGAGCCAUUGGCGAGAUCCAAGAGAUUACGGGUAGCACCGACGUGGGCGUGGGCAUCAAAAAGGUGUUGACGGCCAUUGAGACGGCGAAGGAAGACCAGGACGUUCCUGGCCGCUUCGCCAGGGUCAUGUCGAGUGCGAUCUCAGCCAACAGGAGCUCGUUCACCUGA